CCAGCGGGCCGAUCCGCUGCAACUUGGGGCGGGGCCGGAGAGCGCCGACCGCGGCGAGCACAGGGCCGGACUCGAACCGGGCCCGCCUCGGCGACUGCUUCCUCCGGGCGGGUGGCCGGGAGAGCCUCGUUCGGGGGCAGCUCGCUGGCCUCCAGGCAGCAGGGCCUGAGCAGCCGGGUGGCCCUUGGCAGAGGAAGGCCGUUCCUGUUAUUGGCGAGGCCGUGAGGGAGGACCCGACUUUUUUGAAAGGCCUUGGAUGGUCGUUGACAUCCGGGGCAGUUGCCGCUAGGACCUGCCUCUGGGCUAGCUGACCGACAAGGAGGAAGCAGCAAUGUCUGCCGUGGGGGCUGCCGCUCCAUACCUGAAUCACCCUAGUGACAGUCACAGUGGCCGGGUGAGUUUCGUGGGGGCCCAGCCGCCCCCAGAGGUGGCAGCAAUGCCCCGCCUCCUGGGGGACCUGGACAGGGGAACAUUCAGAAAGCUCCUGAAGCUGGUGGUCAGCAGCCAGCAGGGAGAGGACUGCCGUGAGGCUGUGCAGCGCCUGGCGGCUGGGGCAUGCCUGCCCGAGGAGCGGCUGGGCGCCCUGCUAGCCGGCACGCACACGCUGCUCCAGCACGCCCUCCGGCUGCCCCUGGCCAGCCUAAAGCCCGAUGCCUUCCAGGACCAGCUCCAGGAGCUCUGCAUCCCCCAAGACAUGGCCGUGGACUUGGCCAGUGUGGUUUUUGGGAGCCAGCGGCCUGUCCUCGACUCCAUGGUCAGGCAGCAGGGGGCCUGGCUGCCCCAUGUCACUGACCUGCGCUGGCGGGUAGACGUGGCCAUCUCCACCAGCGCCCUGGCCCGCUCUCUGCAGCCGAGCAUCCUGAUGCAGCUGACGCUUUCAGACGGGUCAGCGCACCGCUUCGAGGUCUCCACAGCCAGGUUCCAGGAGCUUCGAUACAGCGUGGCCCUGGUCCUAAAGGAGAUGGCCGACCUGGAGAAGAGGUGCCAGCGUAAACUGCAGGACUGACGCACUUGGGAGUCCUGCUCUGGUUACCUGGGGACACCUCCAAAGCCAAGCCCGCCCUGCCCAGGAGCCACUCUUCAGGGAGUGUGUCAGUGCGGUCAUGUCAUUCUCAGUUUACUGAAAAGGACAGCUGUGUCUUUAUUUGGAAGUAAAGCAACUAUACAAAUGGC
Hipposideros armiger (great roundleaf bat) is the source of this 1173-nucleotide messenger RNA. It is a transcript of the gene COMMD5, whose product is annotated as COMM domain containing 5. Gene Ontology annotation, cellular component: nucleus. The transcript has 2 exons. The record is from RefSeq and is a predicted model, not a curated record. The coding region runs from base 332 to 1006 and encodes 224 amino acids. NCBI's taxonomy places the organism in Eukaryota, Metazoa, Chordata, Mammalia, Chiroptera, Hipposideridae.